Messenger RNA from Erpetoichthys calabaricus (reedfish), 1999 nucleotides. RefSeq names its product kelch-like family member 40b (gene klhl40b). NCBI's taxonomy places the organism in Eukaryota, Metazoa, Chordata, Cladistia, Polypteriformes, Polypteridae. The record is from RefSeq and is a predicted model, not a curated record. Bases 127 to 1962 code for a protein of 611 amino acids. The transcript is spliced from 6 exons. Gene Ontology annotation, molecular function: protein binding.
AAGUGUGCCUAGGCACUGCUGCUUAGACGGCCGCUCACAUUUCUCUUUCAGCUCAUCCUGGGAAGGAGCUUCACAUUCCCAAAGCCUAGAGAGUGAGGAAGGAUAUCAUUAAAGAAACAAGCCACCAUGGCCCUACCUACAGAUCAGGAUGAAGAACAGAGAUUGUACCAGCAGACAUUACUUCAAGAUGGCCUCAAUGACUUGCUGGAAACAGACAAGUUUGUGGAUUGUGUGUUGAAAGUCAAAGGAAAAGAGUUUCGAUGUCACAGACUUGUCCUGGCAGCCUGCAGCCCUUACUUUCGGGCCAUGUUUUUGUCUGAUAUGGAGGAGAGCAAAAAGAAGGAAAUAGUUAUGGAAGAGGUGGAACCAGAAGUUAUGGGACUACUCAUUAAGUACAUCUACACCUCUGAAAUAGAGAUCAAUGAAAAAAAUGUCCAGGAUAUUUUUGCAGCUGCUAAUAUGUUCCAGGUGCCUUCCAUCUUUACCGUCUGUGUGUCUUUUCUACAGAAGCGACUGGGUUUAAGUAACUGCCUGGCAGUCUUCAGGCUUGGCUUGAUGUUAGAUUGCCCACGUCUUGCAAUAUCUGCUAGAGACUUUAUCUGCGAACGCUUCCAGAUGAUUUCAAAAGAUGAAGACUUUCUUCAUUUGGCACCCAAUGAGCUGGCAGCGAUAAUCACAGCUGACUCCAUAAACACUGAAAAAGAAGAAGCGGUCUUUGAGGUGGUUAUGGAUUGGGUAGCUGUGGACAAAGCCAGCCGACUCAAGGAGCUGCCAGAUCUACUUGACUGUGUCCGCUUUCGUCUGAUUAAUAGUGAAUACUUGGCUACAAAGGUCGAGAAGCACGCAUUAAUAAAGUCCAACCCUGAAAUUAUUGAGAAGCUUCAAAUGGUUAAAGAUGCCAUUGCAGGAAAACUUCCCGAAAGAAAGAAGGCUACUAGUAAGAAAAGUAUUGACAAGAAGGGUGGAGAUGGUACAAAAGAUGAAGAAGAAGAAAACUUUCUUCCAGGAAUAUUAAAUGAUAACCUGAGAUUUGGAAUGUUCCUCAAGGACUUGAUCUUCAUGACUAAUGACAUGGGAUCAGUGGCCUAUGACCCCAUAGGAAAUGAGUGUUACAUUGCUUCUUUAUCAACACAAAUUCCUAAAAAUCACUGCAGUCUGGUGACCAAGGAAAAUCAGAUCUUUGUCUCAGGAGGGCUCUACUACAAUGAAGAUAAUAAGGAUGAUCCAUUCAGCUCUUUCUUUUUACAGUACGAUCCAAUAGGCUCAGAUUGGCUUGGAAUGCCUCCUGUGCCAUCUGCCCGUUGUCUCUUCAGUAUGGGUGAGGCAGAGAAUCUCAUCUUCAUCAUUGGAGGAAAGGAACUGAAGGAAGGAGAGAAGACUCUGGAUAGCGUGAUGUGCUACGAUAGAACGUCUUUUAAAUGGGGUGAAUCUGACCCACUAUCACAUACAACCUACGGACAUAUGUCGGUGUCUCUCAAUGGACUGGUCUACGUCAUUGGUGGCAAAGGAGAAGGAAAGAAAUGUAUGAAGAGAGUAUGUGCCUACAACCCAAAGAGAUUCGAAUGGACAGAUUUGGCUCCUCUGAAGACUGCCAGGUCUCUCUUUGGAGCUGUUGUCCACAAUGGGAAGAUUUUUGUAGCAGCCGGUGUGACAGACUCUGGGCUUACUAGCAGUAUUGAAGUUUACGAUCCUGCCAAGAACAAAUGGGAGGAAUUUCCAGAAUUCCCACAAGAGCGCAGCUCCAUGAGUCUAGUCAGUCUUGGAGGUUCUCUUUAUGCCAUUGGAGGCUUUGCAAUGGUUCCCAAUGAAUCAGACGAGAUUGUACCAACUGAAAUGAAUGAUAUUUGGAAGUUUGAAGAAGACACAAAGCAGUGGUUGGGUAUCCUGCGAGAGAUCCGUUAUGCUUCUGGGGCCACCAUCCUUUCAGUUCGCAUGAAUACACUGCGGCUAACCAAGAUGUAACUUCAUCUUAAGAAAUAAAUGAUACUGUAGGUUUGAA